Molecule: messenger RNA, 1183 nt
Organism: Botrytis deweyae
Lineage: Eukaryota; Fungi; Ascomycota; Leotiomycetes; Helotiales; Sclerotiniaceae
Exons: 3
Coding region: 91-699 (202 amino acids)
Biological process (GO): carbohydrate catabolic process
Cellular component (GO): extracellular region
Molecular function (GO): cutinase activity
Source: RefSeq, a predicted model, not a curated record
ACAUUCUUUCACAUAUCUAUUGAAUAGUUCAUAUAUCUUCAUUCGACUGAUAUCAUUCAUUGUAAAAAUUUCUAAUAAACCAAUUUCAAAAUGAAGACCUCAACUCAACAACUCUUAUCCAUUCUCCUCCUUCCUCUCUCCGUCUUUGCCGCUCCGACAGGUUCCAUCGAAUCUAGAGCAUGCUCAGACGUGACGGUGAUCUUUGCCCGUGGAACUACUGAGAUUGGAACUCUCGGUACUGUAGUCGGACCACCUUUUCUCUCCGCUCUCAAAUCCGCUCUUGGGUCAUCUUCAGUCACCAUGAAUGGUGUCAACUAUCCAGCAGAUAUUCCAGGAUUUUUACAAGGAGGUGAUCCUGCCGGCAGUAAGACUAUGGCCUCAAUGGUCACAUCAACCUUAUCCAGCUGCCCAGACACAAAAGUCGUCAUCUCUGGUUACUCCCAAGGUGGUCAACUCGUGCAUAAUGCUGCCAAACUUUUACCAGCCGACACAACAGCUAAAAUCAGCUCUGCCGUUAUCUUCGGUGACCCAGAUAAUGGAGAUGCAGUUCAAGGUGUCUCAGCCGAUAAAACUGAUAUCAUUUGUCACGUCGGAGAUAACAUCUGUCAAGGCGGAAGCUUGAUCUUAAUGGCUCAUCUAACUUAUGGAAUGGAUACGACGGCAGCAGCUGCAUUUGUUAAGAAGGCAGCCGGAUUGUAAGGGAUUUGAAAUGAGUCGGAUGACUGUUUGCGGUGCGCAUUGGAUGGUAUGGAGUUUCUUGGAAUGAUAUGAUACGACAUGGGCCGUCUUUCAUUCUCGAAAUUAGGCAUGGAGUCUUGAGUUUUUGACGGUGAAGGCUUGUCUGGUACAUUUUGCUUCUUCUUUUCUUCCUGCUGGACUUUUCCUUGCUCUUCUAUUCCUGUUGGGCAAAUAUCACUCUAAUUGGGAUGACCUAUCUCAACUAUAGGGGUUCUUGUCAGACGGAAUUGGAUUUGUUGGGCCAGUAGGAUCUAUUUAUCUUCCGCUUCCUUGCUUGCAGGCUAGCAUUUCUAUUUACACACACCAAGUAACAAAAGGCUGGUUCGAAAAUUAUUUCUCUUUGAAUUGUAAUCUUGUGUGAAUUUUUAUUUUUAUUUUUGUAACUAAGUAAUUUCUAAUUAUUCUACUAGUAGAAAUUAUACUUCAAUUAUUAUACCUAGUUAUA